GAAACUUCUUUCUUUUUUGAAGCGCGUGAUAAGAUCACGUGCAAACAUCUCUGGAAAUGCUGUGUAGAACAUCAUACGUUUUUCAGAGUGCCAGAGAAUGAAUCAAACUCUCUGUCAAGAAAAUUCAGCAAAUUUGGAUCCAUAGGUUAUAAACAUCGAUACAGUGGCAGGACAUCUUUGCAAAUGUCCAGGGACCCUUCUGUGCAGCUCCCACGGCCUGACCAGUGCAUUGAGAGAAGUCGCAGCAAGACGUAUCCCAAAAGAACACAACAGACAGAAUCUAAGAACAUGAGCCAGAUUACAACAAAUGGGGAAAAUGAAGGAACUACCAAAAUUAUUGCACCUUCCCCGGUGAAAAGCUUUAAAAAGAUGAAAAAUGAAAACAGUCCAGAAACCCAAAGAAGUAAAGCAAGCGCACCGUGGGAGGAAAAUGGCCCACAGAGUGGGCUAUAUAAUUCUGCCAGUGACCGCAAUAAAUCACCAAAGUUUCCUUACUCUCGGCGACGAAACCCAUCAGGUGGCAGUGAGAAUGAGUCUGGGCAGCCAGUCCGGAGGAGGAAAAAUCAAAACAGUGCCGAAGAUUCAGAUUUAAAGCAAAGGAGAAGAUCACGGUCUCGUUGUAACACCAGCAGUGGCAGUGAAUCGGAAAAUUCCAACAGAGAGCAUCGGAAGAAGAGAAACAGAUUACGUCAAGAGAAUGACAUGGUUGACUCGGCUCCUCAGUGGGAAGCUGUGCUACGGCGACAAAAGGAGAAAAACCAGGCAGAUCCAAACUACCGGCGAUCCAGGCACAGAUCUCGAUCGAGAAGUCCAGAUGUACAAGCUAAAGAAGAGCUGUGGAAACAUAUUCAGAAGGAGCUUGUGGAUCCAUCUGGCCUGUCUGAGGAGCAAUUGAAAGAAAUUCCAUACACGAAAAUAGAGACUCAAGGUGACCCAAUCCGCAUUAGGCAUUCGCAUUCCCCUCGAAGCUACCGUCAGUAUCGGCGGUCUCAGUGCUCUGAUGGUGAAAGAUCUGUCCUGUCUGAAGUGAAUGUGAAAACUGAUCUGGUGCCUCCACUGCCUGUUACACGAUCUUCAGAUGUGAAAUGUCCCAGUGUCCCAUUGACUCAGCAGAGACGGAAUGGAUCUAAAGACAGCCUAAUAGAAGACACAUCUCAACUAUCCACUAACGUCAUUGAUGGAAAACCCACCACUAAGAUCAUAAAAACUGUUCAGGUGUCACGCUUCAAGGUGGAAACUUGA
Molecule: messenger RNA, 1242 nt
Organism: Cariama cristata (Red-legged seriema)
Lineage: Eukaryota; Metazoa; Chordata; Aves; Cariamiformes; Cariamidae
Product: band 4.1-like protein 4A
Exons: 14
Source: RefSeq, a predicted model, not a curated record